Molecule: messenger RNA, 1876 nt
Organism: Pygocentrus nattereri (red-bellied piranha)
Lineage: Eukaryota; Metazoa; Chordata; Actinopteri; Characiformes; Serrasalmidae
Product: butyrophilin subfamily 1 member A1-like
Exons: 8
Coding region: 102-1505 (467 amino acids)
Molecular function (GO): protein binding
Source: RefSeq, a predicted model, not a curated record
CAGGAUAUUCUAGAUAUUGUACAAAAAGAAAACAAUUCUUUCAUUGCUUUUGGGAGUUUCAGGAAGAAGGUUACAAGCAAGUGAGCAUUUUACCUUGAAGGAUGAGGUUUAUUUAUGUGGCGCUAAUACUUCUAUUCAGCUUUACAACAUUAAGAUCAGAGAUUUUUAAGGUGGUUGGCCCAUCUCUUCCUCUGACUGCUGUAGUUGGUGAAGACCUCAUUCUGCCCUGCUCCCUCCAACCCAACAUCAGUGCAGUGGGUAUGACAGUGGAGUGGCUCAGACUAGAUCAGGCAGAUUCAACAGUGCAUCUCUACACAGAUCAUGAAGACAUAAGCAAAGAGCAGGCUGUGUCAUACAAGGGGAGGACAGCUCUGUUCAAAGAGGAGCUAUUGAAAGGAAACACUUCCCUCAAACUCUCAGACAUCCAAAUUUAUGAUGAGGGAACUUAUAAGUGCUUAGUUAAAUCUGAGAACUGGUUUGAUGAUGUAACUCUUGACAUUCUAGCUGAAGCUACAGGUAGCGAUCCAGUGAUCACUGUGGAGGAGCUUGAGGUUUCAGGAGGAAUUGGUUUAGUGUGUGAAUCUAAAGGCUGGAAUCCUGAACCAGAAGUUGAGUGGUUGGACAGUGAAGGAGCUACUUUGAAUGCUGAAGUUACACAGACACACAGAGACUCUGGGGGCUUCAGUGUGAAACACCGUGUCACUGUUUACAACAGUCACUCCAACAGGUUCUACUGUAGAGUCAAACAGAGACAUUAUAUGAAGGGGACAGAGGUCAUAAUCUCUGAUAAAAACUUUAGAAGGUGGCAGACCAGUGUCAUCUUCAAUUUCCUGUUUGCAUCAAUUAUACUCAUUGGGAUGACUGGAGCAGUUUCACUUGUCUAUUAUAAGAGAAGAGGGAGAAAAAGAAAAAUCCAUACAGAGAUAGAAAGGAACAGAGCAUAUACAGUGGAUGUGACUAUGGACAUUGAGACAGCUCAUCCUUAUCUCAAUCUGUCUGAUGGUGGCAAGCAGGUGAUCUAUGGAAAGAAGCGUGAGGACUAUUGUGAUGGAGAAUGUAGCUUUGAUGACUUUGUUUUUGUCCUCGGAAAUGAGGGGUUUGAAAAGGCAUUUUACUUUGAGGUGCAGGUCAGAGGGAAGACUCACUGGACUUUAGGAGUGGCCAAAAAGACAGUUAGGAAAAAGGGGGAGAUUAUACUGAAACCUGAGUUUGGAUUCUGGACUGUGAGCAAGAAGAAUAAUGUAUACUCCCCAAGAGCCAGUAUCUUUCUGAGACAUAAGCCCAAGAAGGUGGGAGUGUUUGUGCGUUACGAUGAAGGUGUGGUGUCUUUUUAUGAUGUGGAUGCCAAGUCUAAAAUUUAUUCCUACACUGAUCAAUCUUUCUCUGAGAAACUCUAUCCAAUAUUUAGCCCUGAUUUCAAACGUGGGGGUAAAAAUGCAGCUCCUUUAAUCAUUACACCUGUACACAACACUCAUCCCCACCAAACUGAUACUGCAGGACUCUAAUGCUAGUAAGAAAAAAAAAAUCAUUAUGUUGCAUCAGUUUACUGCAUUGUUGUCUGAGUGGACUACUUGACAGGUUAUUCUGUUCAAUAGUUUAUCUGCACACAGUCACUGCAGCUGGUUGACCAAAUCACUGUUGUUGUUGAUGUUUGAGCAUUGAUGGUUAUAGUUCCAUCGUAAUUUGUUUGUUUUUCAGGUAUGCGCUUUUACACUUUGUGCUGUGAUUUGUAAAUAUUUUUCAUGUAUUCUCUGCCCCCCCCCAACCCCACCUUCUACCUGUGUAACUCCUGUCUCUGUCUUAUCCGUAGACAUUGUUUUAAAAGUCUUCAUGUAAUGUACAGUACACAGAAUGAAUAAAACACCCAUGAAACAAA